Molecule: messenger RNA, 948 nt
Organism: Physella acuta
Lineage: Eukaryota; Metazoa; Mollusca; Gastropoda; Physidae
Biological process (GO): G protein-coupled receptor signaling pathway
Cellular component (GO): plasma membrane
Molecular function (GO): G protein-coupled receptor activity
Source: RefSeq, a predicted model, not a curated record
AUGGAUCCCGCUGUGCUUCGCGCCGUAUCUGGUAGUGGCGAGCGUCUGCUGCAUUGCAGAUUUGCUCUCGAGUGCUUUGUGGACCCCGAGUCGGUGUGGGCCAACCUCCGGUUCCUCGUGUUGGCCUGGGCCCCGGCUGUGGCCAUUGUGCUCACCAACAUCUGCAUGCUGAUCACCCACAUCCAGCAGAACUCUGGCAUGGCGUCCAACAAGAGUACAGUCAAAGUCCGCCACCAGCUGACGCUACUGGUCUUCCUGGCAUGCGCACACUUCAUCCUCACCGUGUUUCCGGUCAGCUUCCACUACUUCAUCCUCAACAGAAGUCUCCAGACAGAUACACCACCGGCACAAACAGAGGGACACUAUGGCUACUACAUCAUGAUCCUGUUGUUCCACACCAACCACGCCACCAAUUUUCUCGUCUACUGCUACUUCGGCAAAAGAUUCCGACACGAGUUCAUCACCCUGAUCAAGACGGGCGUGAAGCAGAUCCUCAGGAAAGCAGACGAUACCAGUCUCUCAUCGACCUCCUCUCCGAUGGAGAAUGUACCAGUGGAGGUGAAGGAGAUGCUCAACUUCUACAACGAGCGAGUCACACAGGAACACAAGGCGCACGCCAAGGAAUACAUUGCAACACUCUACCACGAGAUGGUGAAGAUGAACGCGGAGAGGGGGGCUAGCCUCGUCACCACCGACUCCACACCGCCCAUCAAGUCCCAGAACGGAGAAAAACUCCAGCCCCCGCGCGGGUCGAAGAACGGCCAGGGCAACGUCCUGACCUUGGUAGUGUUGAGUAAGAACGUCAUCAAGGACGUUGUGUUGAGUCAGUACCUGAGCUUCAUGUGUGUCCACAACAUCCUGUCUCUCCUGGUCUGCACGUGCAGGCACCUGAUCAAGGCCAACACGGGAUCAGACUUGGUCUUUCAGAACUUUUACUUCUGUUGGUGA